GUAUGACUGACUGCACGAAUGGGUGGACUCUCUCUCACACUCUCUCUCUCAUUAACCAAUCGCUGAGCGCUCUCUCACUCUCUCUCAACGUUUCAUACAAUACUCUCUCUCAUAGACUGAUAGCUCUCUCUAUUUCUCUCUCUAUCCACACAACUGUUAACAUUAAUUAGCUUUAGCUUCAGCUCUGAUUCACUCGUCCACUGAAUUUAAAAGUCUUUGAUUCGUGACAACAAGUAGUGAUCGUAGAGACACCUGAAGACAAUGUCCGAGACGGCCACCAAUGAUACGAAUGGCAAGGAGUUGGACCCAAAGGACCAGAAGAAUGGCGAUCAGAAUGGAGAGGACGACAAGAAGGAGACACAGCCGCCCGUCAAAGAGAUGCGCGCCGUUGUGCUGACCGGCUUCGGGGGCGUGAAGACCGUCAAAGUGUUGAAACGACCGGAACCGCAGCUAUCGGAAGGAGAAGUACUGAUUCGCGUGAAGGCCUGUGGACUCAAUUUCCCGGAUUUGAUGCUAAGACAGGGUGUGAUCGAUAACCCGCCCAAAGCCAAAGUACCGUUCAUUAUGGGCUUUGAAUGCGCGGGAGAGAUAGAGGCCGUGGGCGAAGGGGUCACCGGACUCCGAGUGGGCGACCGGGUGUCGGCGCUCUGCGAGUCGAAAGCCUGGGCCGAACUCGUGACCGUAAACGCGAAAUAUGUCUACAAAAUACCCGCGAAGAUGAGUUUCGAAGAUGCGGUAGCCGUCACUCUGAACUAUGCCGUCGCCUAUGCCCUGCUCUUCAAUGUCGGCAAUCUUAAGAGCGAUCAAACAGUUUUCAUUCACUCUGUCGGCGGCGGAGUUGGUCAAGCAUUGGCACAAUUGGCCAAAACUGUUGGCAACGUGACAGUCAUCGGCACCGCUUCCAAACACAAACACGAGUCCAUCUCCAAUGUGACCAAUCUUCUGGACCACUCCACCGAUUAUGUCCAAGAAAUCAAAAAGAUCUCUCCGGAGGGCGUGGAUCUGGUGUUGGACUGUCUCUGCGGAGAGGACGCCAACAAAGGCUACAAUCUAGUGAAACCUAUGGGACGGUACGUCUUCUUACGUCGCACUUCUAAAUUGACAACAGGGGAGACCAAAAGUGUGCUUAGUUUAGCCAAGUUUUGGUGGUCGACCGACAAAGUGAGUCCGAUGAGACUGUUCGACGACAACAAGACUCUGUCGGGUUUCAAUUUGCGGCAACUCCUGUACCAGCAGGGAAAGCAUGAAUACGUGCGCGAUAUUGUCGAGAGAGUCUACAAACUGUACUCCGAGGGACAGAUCAAGCCGUUGGUGGACUCGUCGUGGGCUUUGGAGGACGUGGGCGACGCCAUGCAGAAACUGCACGGCCGUAAGAAUGUGGGCAAAAUAGUGUUGGACCCCUUCAAGGAACCCAUUCCCAGACCCCCCGAAGAAGUGGUCGAAAAGAAACGCAAAGGAAGUGCUAAAGAGAAGGACAACAAAGAGAAAGAAAAGGAGAACAAAGACUCGAAGGAAAAGAGUGGUCAGAGCGGAGACAACGGCGAUAAGAAGGCCGAAGACGGGGCCGAGAACUCGAAAUAAACGGCUUUUUAUAUGAUUUAAUAGCGUUAUGCUAUCCGUUGCUGUGUUGAGCUCUUUAAGCCAAUCAUUACACUUAACUUUGAUGUCAUCUCUCUAUUAAUCAUAACUUCUGAAUGUUUUGCCAAUUCUUCUAAUUAUAUGAAAACAGCUUUUAUUUUGAAUAUAUUUUAAUGUAAUUAAUGAACAAUUUUAAAAUUUACUAAUACUUUGUAACUGUAAUCUCUAUUAUUAUCAAUACAAUAAUGAGCCAAACAUUCCAUACAAACCAAACGAAAGCAAAAUCUAUAUAAAAAAUUGUCUCAAAUUCCGUUCAAUUUAUGCUCAUUUUGUCAAUCAAUUUGUGAUCCAUUUAUUUAUUUGAAUUGAAAAUUUCCGUCAUUUCUAAACAAUUUACCACUACUUCUAGUCCUUUCACUCAUUAUUAAUAAUAUACUCAAAUCGAUUCAAAUCCCAUUUAAGUUAAUAUUAUAUUAUUAUUAUUAUAUUUCUCUUAGAAUUUAUCACAAAACAGAUGUUAAAUUUUUUUUAAAGUCUAAUCAAAUGAAAUGUUUUUAUCUCUAAUUAUUUGUAUUCUAAUGUAUUUUAUUGUAAAUGUCUUUAAACGCCGGCAAUUGUUGUG
Molecule: messenger RNA, 2200 nt
Organism: Oppiella nova
Lineage: Eukaryota; Metazoa; Arthropoda; Arachnida; Sarcoptiformes; Oppiidae
Source: the annotation of a GenBank genome assembly